This is a messenger RNA of Hylaeus volcanicus, 3883 nucleotides long. RefSeq lists its product as uncharacterized. Gene Ontology annotation, molecular function: DNA-binding transcription factor activity. Gene Ontology annotation, biological process: regulation of DNA-templated transcription. The record is from RefSeq and is a predicted model, not a curated record. The transcript has 4 exons. Lineage: Eukaryota; Metazoa; Arthropoda; Insecta; Hymenoptera; Colletidae. Bases 362 to 3883 code for a protein of 1173 amino acids.
UAAAAAAUCCGAAAAGGGAAACGUUAACAUUUUAACAUGUUUAGUUGUCUCAUGAUCUGUUUUGGUAAAUAUCCGUAUCGUUAACUCAAAAUUUGUUACUCUGAUAUACUUUUUAAUGUAUAGUAUGAAUAUAUAAUUGGUAUGAAGGGGUAUCAUUUUAUUUGAUAAAUCAAUAUAUUAUGUUGAAUGUUGGCUGUUUGACAACAUGACAAUAAGUAUUUAAAAGUGUCUCAUUAAAAUUAAGACAUUUGAAAAAAGAAUACCAAUUUUUUAGAUAACGGUAAAGUAGUAGACUUUGUUGAAAUUAGAGUUUCUUUAAAAAAAUUUUAAUCAAAAUAAAAAUUUCGCAUUGUAUUUCUUUAUGUUGGAAUACGUCAAUGGGAAAAGUAUGAAUUUUUCUAAUAACGUUUUGCCGUUUUCACCAGAACAAUCACCAUCUACAGCUUUAAAUUCAAUAUUAUCGUUUUUAGAAUGGGCUCCCGAUCGAAGAGAAGCGUUAAAACAAAAUGCCACAGCUAUUUGUUUGGCUUUGCAGAUUCCGGUAAAUAAUGAAGAUUCAAACUAUCUUUCAAAUAUUUUAGAAACCAUUUUACAACCUGCUGUGGGCCCACAAUUCUUUGACACAAAAAAUUCCGAAGUUUUUUAUACCACUAAUACUAAUGAAGUGGCUGUGGUGGCAAAUACUCUUGUACCUCCUUAUAACAAUGGUACCUCACAAUUAACGUCUCAGUCCAAUAAUUCAGAAAAUUUAUUUCAUCAAAGAAGUUAUGAAACUUUAUUCGAUACCCUUUCCACACAACAAACACCGGAUACCUCACAAAACCUUUCAAACACAAAUAUGUCUAUGAAUUCAUCAGGAUUUGAAGACUGUUGUGCCGAAGAUGUCUCUGCUUAUGUCAGAACAUUUAAUGAAAUGUUUUUAACAAAUCAUUAUAAAUUACCCUCUUCAAAUAUCCCUGACAUUUCAUUAACUAUGACAGACCAAAAACCUGAAACAACAAGUACUUAUAUUUCUUCCACCACCGAAAGUGUUAAUAGCUUUAGUAUGGUAGCAAAUCCUGUUUUUAACUAUCCAAAAGAUAUAAAGAAUAAUAAGAGUGAGCAUGUGUUAUGUAAAGAUAAUUUAAAGGAAUCAGAUCAUUCAUCUCCCUGUUUCACAAACUUGUUUUCAAAUGAUGCAAGAGACAAUUGUCCACAUGAUGAAAAUCAAUCAAAUUUAAUGAAAAAUACAUAUCCUUAUUUGUAUUGGAAUAAUGGUGUAUCCUGCUCUAAAGAUUACGAUACUAAUCAAUAUAAAGAAAAAAAUCCUACAUCUUGUUCUGUUUAUUCAAAAAAACCAGCGCAUACCCAAAUCAAUGAUUUCCCUUCCCAUUCUAUAAAUUGUAUGACAAUCCGCUCGAAAUCAGAAGCAUUGAAUCAAAAAAAUUUUUAUAUACCAAUAGAUUAUCAUGAUAAUACAAAAUCGACUCAUCAACCUUCGAAUAGCACUAGGGAUUCUUACUUAGAUUCUUGCGUUCAAGAAGCCCAAGUGGAUGUCAAUGGUAAACAAAAAUCCAUGUCAGCUACAAGUGAUCUUGACGCGAAUCUUUCCAAUUUAAAAAAACUUUUAAAUUUUGACACCACUAUUGAUCAAUCCACAUUAGAAGCAGAAGUGAAAUUCGUUAAGUGUAUCAGUUAUUGUAAUUCGGUGCUUUUAAAAAUCCAAUCCAUGUUGAAUGAUAGUGAUUCAAAAGUGAAUUUUCGAAAUUUCAAUGAGAUUGAAAAUCUGAAGGAUAUUGAUAAAUUAUUUGUUAGCGAUGAAAUGACACAAGAUAAAAUCAUGCGUCCUAAUUCAUAUUAUAUUUUACAGAAACAUUGUGCUAACUUCAAAUCAUCAUUAGAUAGCCUUAAAAAGUCAAGUAUGCGGUUUUUAGAGUCGUGUCCUGGAGAAGCAUUUUUGUAUUUUUCAAUACAAAUACUUCAAUGUUUCUUAAAAUUCCAAACGAAUUCAACAUGCAAAAAAAACACGGAUCAAAAUCCUUUUCUUGUCCUUAUCUCCCCUAUUAUUGAGAAAUUAGCACUAAAUUUUAAUAAAUGUUUUCAAGAAGAACAACACAAUGAAAACAGAACUGAUAAAAUGUCAAUGUUUUUACAUCCGAUAUUUGAAACAUCAAACGACGCAUGGAGUAAUAAAUGUUACUCUUCGCGACAAUUAACAAAUCCCGACACACCCAGUACAAGAAGUCGAAGUAGUGUAAGCAGUAAUGGAAGCCCUAAACGGUUUCAUAAACGGCAACGGAGACAUUUUUCAAAAGAUAUGCAUCAUAAAAAACAUCUUGAAAGAAAAACAUCUCAAACGGACAUGGAACGUUUAAACAAUUUUCACGCUACAUUACAACCUUCUUUAUAUCCAUCAGAAAAUCAACAAAAUAAAAAUGAUUUAAACAAUAUAAAUUCUUUAUAUAAUACGCCUUCAACCAAUUCAUUAAUGUCAUCCGAAAGGACGCAUAAUUCUUUAGUCUUUGAUUUAAGUGAUGCUCUAUUUGCUGAAAAUGAAUUACUGAAUCGGAUUCCCCCCCAUCUUUAUCGGGACGUACCUUUACGUCAUACACGAUGCAACUCAGAUAGAUAUUUUAAACAAUCUUUGGAGACAUUAAAAGGAGAAAAUAAUCGAAUGUAUGACUCGAUUGAAAAUCGAAAUUCCAAUGGUCCCAUACCAAAACAUAUAUCACCUAGAGAUAAAUUACUUUUACAAAUGCCAGAACACAUCAUUACUAGAACAGGAGUUAUUUUACCACCUUUAAAUUCUUGUUUAUAUUUAUCAAAAGUUGUAGGCGUCGUUUGGGAUCGAAUUCAUAAUAGUUGGGUGGUGAAUUAUACUUUUUUAGGAAAACGUUAUUUUCAACAUUUUCCAGCUAAAAAGUAUGGAUUUUUAGAAGGAAGACAACAUGCUAUUGAACUUAGAUUGGCUAAGGAUCAAGAAAAAUCACUUAUAGAAGGGAAUGUGCGUGGUGGUGGAAGACGCGCGCAAGGUGUUAAUUUACAACACCGCGGAUCCAAAUCUUCAUGGAAAUCAUCAUUGCAUCGAGACACACUGAAUUCUCAAUUAACGCGAACAUUCAAAACUUCACGCCCUUUUCGACGGACCACCAAAAAUUCGUCAUGCGCACGACGUUAUAGAUCACCCAAAAAAAUAAUCACAUUAAAGGAAGCGUCAACGCACUUGGAAAAUGUCAAUGAUAAGAUUGACGAGUCUGAAGUUUCACAAACGAAAAGUCCUGCAUUACAAUGUGUACCAAAAAAUGAAACAGAACAUUUUUUAAAUACGUCCAAAUCUGCGCCUGACGAGACGCAUUUAAUAGAAGAAUUAAAUUUAGAAGUGUCAAAGGACCGUCCAUAUACACAGCAAUCACAACAACAGCCUUGUCUUCAUCCAAAUCGGUCUCUUCAACAUACCACAACAAAUAUUACCAGUGAUACUACAAUGAAAACUUCCUUACCACUUGUUGAGCAUUAUACAACAUUUCCAUCCAUAACAAGUUUCAAAAGGGAAUCAUCAAAUUUUAAUCAAAAUUGUUUCUCAGUCGCAACUCGAGCCCCGUCUUCACUAACGCAUACCUCCUGUGGUUCCCGACCGUUACAAGAAACGUUAAAUUUAGCACUUGAUCAUGACCCCAUAAAAUCCAAGUUGUCAGCUUCAUCCAAUUUAUUACCAAACAGCUGUGUGUCUCAAAUGUUUUCUUUUAAUGCUUUACAAACCUUGUAUACUCCACAAACGACGCCACCUCAACAUGCUUCUCAAUGUCCUGAUCCUAUGUGUGGGCCCUCAGCUUUAAAUUCGAGUUUAUGUUGUGAUUCUGAAGGAAAAAAUGUCAAUCCAUGUGCAGAAACGACAUGCCAAUAA